Molecule: messenger RNA, 369 nt
Organism: Lodderomyces parapsilosis
Lineage: Eukaryota; Fungi; Ascomycota; Pichiomycetes; Serinales; Debaryomycetaceae
Exons: 1
Coding region: 1-369 (122 amino acids)
Biological process (GO): cristae formation
Cellular component (GO): MICOS complex; mitochondrial crista junction
Source: RefSeq, a predicted model, not a curated record
AUGGGAGGUAGAAUACAUGGGUUCCUCGGUGGGGUAUUAUUAACAUCAGCAUUGACAUACUAUACAGCCCAAACAUUCCACCACAACCAACAAUUUAUCUCGCAACAUUUACAACAAUCCAACAACAUCAUCAAUAAUCGAAUCUUGACUGACUCUGAGUAUAGAAACACUGCUUUGCCCAAUAACCACAUUACUUUGAAGCAAAGAGUCAGUUUUGGGGAAACUUGUAAAGACAUAUGGAAUGACGAGAUUAUCAAGAUGGUUAAUUGGAUAUAUGGUAUAAAUUGGUACAAGUUGGGAGUUAAAUUGGAUAGUGAAGCUAAUAAAUUAACAGACAAGAUUGCCGAACUGUUGGUGAAUAAGAAGUAA